UCCAGCUCUCUCGUCGUGCUUGAUACGUUGAUGCACGCGUCAUCCGUAUACCAAAGUGGCACAGUAUCCGGAUGCAGCCCGACUUGGCGAUCAUGGCGGCGGACGACCUCAGCGUCGCGGGGCUGCGCAACCUCGGCAACACGUGCUACUUCAACGCAGUGCUGCAGGCGCUCGCAUCCUCCAAGCGCUUCGUCGCCCACCUCGAUGAGAUCUGCCCCAUGCCCGGCGACGACGACGAGGCGGCGACGACCGGCGACGACCGCUGCCUCGCCUUCACGUCCGUGCUCCAGCACUACCUCCACGAGCUCUCGCCACGCCCACGGUCCAGCAUCGGCGGCGCCGUCGAGCCUCAUCUUUUGAACGCGCAGCUCGGCAAGAGCAUCCAGGGCUUCCGCGGCAACCGACAACAGGACGCAGAGGAGUGGUUCCAGCUCAUCAUGGAGCUCUGCGAAGACGAGUACAAGAAGACACAGCCCAAAGGCUCGCUUUUCGACCUCAUCGGACGUGCGCCAGCCGAGAGCCGCAACCCGUUCUACGGCCUGAGCGGCACACUCCUCGAGUGCACGCGCUGCCACAUGCGCAAGCCCAUGUGGACAGAUCGGUUCCUCGACCUGAAGCUUUCGCUGUGUGCGAGCAUGGACGGCCGCCAUGUCUUCAACCACCUCCGCGAGUCGUGGCGCCACCACACGAGCAUGGAACGCAUCGACGGCGUCGAGUGCACCAAUUGCACGCUGCGUGCGCUCCUAUCUGUCGUGGAGGAACAGCGGGACGCACUCGCGACCGGCGAUCCCAUGGAGUUUGUCGAUGUGCCCUCGCUCUGGGAAGGCGGCGACGCCCGCAGUCUCCUCCGCGCAGACGUGCUCGAGUGGCGACAGAACCUUCUCGAUAUCCUCGGGACGCGCCUUGCGUCGACCAAUGGCGUGUGCGACCUCGACAUGGACGGCUCGGGCUGGACGGAAAACGAAGGUCUCUGGCUCGACAAGAACGGCAUUGAGGACCCUCGCGCAUGCCGACGAACGUACGCGCCUUUUCUGCGCCACGUCCGGCUCAUGCGGUGCCCAGACGUGCUCGCCUUCCACAUCAACCGCAACGUGUUUCUGCAAGACGCCAUGGUCAAGCUCGACUCGUACCUCCGUUUUGAGUCGACAUUAUUGGCGCAAGAUUUGCUUCUCGACGACGACACCAAAGAGCACACCUACGAUCAACUUAUCUACGAUGCGAUCGCGGUCAUUGUGCACCACGGGAACGAACGGGGCGGCCACUACACGUGCUAUCGUCGGCUGGCGCCCGGUCGGUGGGUUCACGUCUCGGACGACCGCGUCCUUGAGGUGCCGACGACCGAAGUGGCCCGCGCCAAAGCCUACAUGCUCUUUUACGAGCGCCGAUAGAAACCCUUUGUUUAAACACACAGAAAACGAACACCGACAGCAGC
This is a messenger RNA of Saprolegnia parasitica CBS 223.65, 1432 nucleotides long. RefSeq lists its product as hypothetical. The transcript is spliced from 6 exons. The record is from RefSeq and is a predicted model, not a curated record. Gene Ontology annotation, molecular function: cysteine-type deubiquitinase activity; cysteine-type endopeptidase activity. Gene Ontology annotation, biological process: protein deubiquitination. Gene Ontology annotation, cellular component: cytosol; nucleus. Bases 72 to 1388 code for a protein of 438 amino acids. Lineage: Eukaryota; Oomycota; Saprolegniomycetes; Saprolegniales; Saprolegniaceae.